AUGAUGAAAGAGAGCUCAAAAUUCAGUACCGUGUGCUCUUCUCAGAGGUUCAAAACACUCAGGUGGGACUCGUUGGCUGAAGCUGUUGGCGAUUUGUCUACAAGAAGUGACGAAUGUUUGAAUGAAAGAGACCAGGUCGCAUUGACCCAGCCUGAUGUCGUCAAGGAAUUUCUUUGUCCAGUGUCUUCAACGUUAAAGAGCUCCAUUAUUCAAUUCAGAGAGUCUUUUUCCAAUGAUAUUCACAAUCCAAUUCCAUCAAGUAGAUUUAUUAUCACAGGCCCAAGAGAAGUGAAUGAUCAUCACCAAGCUAUUGCAUGCUCAUACUGGCUACUGAAUAAAUCAAAUAUUUCCACUAGUGACUCUAUCAUCAAUACCAAAAAGUUACCUGACAAAGUCCAGAAAUUAUACAGCUCAAACAAUCCACCACUAAAGAAUUUAAAGCUUGCUAUGAAUCUGAAUAUAAGUGGUGAAAUUAAAACAUCUAAUAGUUCCUAUAUGACACAAACUGUUUUCCAUGGAGUGUUCGCUUGCCGUGUGCUUUUAAUGACACUAGCUAGUCAAAUACCCAUUAUUGGUGAAAUAGGUGAUCCCAUAGGUUUGGAAUAUUUCAAGGACUUAUUUGGCUGUGGAAUGGUGGGCCCAGGAACUAUUGAAUCCCAGGUUCAUAGAGAAUUAGCAAGUGGUGUACCGUUUUCUAUUGGCUUUAGCGCAUCUUCGUUCCGGUCUGUUUUUUCAAGUGAUAUCUUAAAUCAUAAGGUUCAAAAGGCAAUUGAUGCAAUUUUAGCAAGUGCUGACCCUCACUAUUUCCUUUCUGUUACAAAAUUGGGUAAUGUUGCUAUCACCAGCUCUUCAGGAAACAAGGAUAGCUUUUUGGUGAUACCCAUACAAUACAAUUCAAUAGUGUUGGAAUUUAAUUAUGUGGUUGGUGUAGUUGAUGGAUUAUUAGAGGGUGUACAUACCCCCAAAAUAGUUUUAGAUGUUGGAAAGGUCUCAAGUGUCAACCUUAGAGAAGUUUUAGAGCUUUUGGAGCAGAUAUUGAGAGCUCUGACUCUUCGAAAUUUCAUUAUUGGAUUUAUCAUUGAUUCUGGAGACCGUUAUGUUCCUGAUAAUAUCGAGGGAGAACCCACAACACACCAAAUAACACAAGAUGACUAUGAAUCUUUGGAUGAAAAAGAGAACUUUUCAGUAAUGUCUGAAAAUAUUGGAAUAAAAAGGCCUUCAAUGAGAAAUAAAAUCUUUACAUCUGUGAAAUCAUCUUAUUCCAAAAUCCGCUCAACUUUAACUGACAAAAGGAAUUCAGACAUUGGUCAGUACCAGGAUCUAAUAUAUGCUGACAUUUUGAUCAAUGAAAUAGAACAACUCAUUGAAAAUUUAAAGACUUGA
Hansenula anomala is the source of this 1383-nucleotide messenger RNA. RefSeq lists its product as uncharacterized. The coding region runs from base 1 to 1383 and encodes 460 amino acids. The record is from RefSeq and is a predicted model, not a curated record. Lineage: Eukaryota; Fungi; Ascomycota; Saccharomycetes; Phaffomycetales; Wickerhamomycetaceae. Gene Ontology annotation, biological process: aromatic amino acid biosynthetic process. Gene Ontology annotation, molecular function: 3-deoxy-7-phosphoheptulonate synthase activity. Gene Ontology annotation, cellular component: cytoplasm. The transcript has 2 exons.